Molecule: messenger RNA, 2317 nt
Organism: Carcharodon carcharias (great white shark)
Lineage: Eukaryota; Metazoa; Chordata; Chondrichthyes; Lamniformes; Lamnidae
Exons: 11
Coding region: 175-2001 (608 amino acids)
Biological process (GO): cytoplasmic microtubule organization
Cellular component (GO): nucleus; microtubule plus-end; cytoplasm
Molecular function (GO): microtubule plus-end binding
Source: RefSeq, a predicted model, not a curated record
GCAUAUCCGCCACCACCAACAACACACAUCACAUCAGAUCAGAUCAGAUCAACAAACAUGGCUGACGCUUAUCUCUAUCACCUCUGCUCAUCCUCACUCAGUCUGACGGCGGGGUGCGGGGUUUAACCCUCCUUUCAGAGCCCGCUGCCCUACGGCUUGUUGCUGGGAGGGGUGAUGGAAAGCAGCGGAGGAGACAACAGCCCAUCUCGGAGUGAAAGCGCCGGCUCCGACUCUUGGAUGCGCUCCUGGGACAACAGCAGCACUUUAUCGGCUUUAAACAUCGGAAGUGGUUCAGAAAUAGACGGUGGAGAUGAAGAUAAAGAAAUUGCAUCGAAAGCUGUGGCGUUUGUUAUCAGAAGCUCUCGAAAGGGUGUUGUCCCACUCUGCGCUGAUGUUGCCAAUCUCCUGAAGAUCAAGUGGAGAUUAGAACGAACCAUCAAAGCUCAACAACUGGAGAUCCAUCGCUUGCUCAGCAUGUCACGGGCACAUUGCAAUCAUUCCUCAGCCAGCACUCAAACCAACUCCAGUGUCCUCGGCUGCGCAGACCCUUCUUCAAGUGCCCAGUCUGUUUCACAGAUGACAGAACCGGUAAGUUGUGAGGAGGAACAGCAGCUUGUGACCCAGGUAUCUCCCAGGGUGCCUCACCAUCAACUGGAUCGAAAACCACUGGCAAAACCUGUCUCUGCACCACGGAAUGUGGAGUCACCACAGAAGCCAGUCCAUAGACAUAAGUCCACGGUGUCUCGAGAAGUCCAAGUGGAAUGCCCUAAGCUCCUUAUGCAGAAGCGGUGUGAGGAGCAGCUAAUGGAAACGCUGCUAUUAAAUUCCAGACUGACAGAAGAUUUGGGGAAUGCUUGGAAUCAGAUUGAACAUCUACGUGACCGUCUAAGACAGAGUGAGAAACAACAAACCCAGGAGAUUUUGUCAAUGGAAUGUACGUACCAUGAAAACGGCACUGGGCAAACAGGUGACUCUAGACCACAUGACCGAGAACCAAUCACCACAGCUUGCCGAUGUGCCAAUCAGGACACAGCACAAACCAGUUACAGAGAAGAACAAGGUAUCAGAGAGCAGACAAAUAGAACAGACGAGGGGAACUUGAGAAAACACUCAAUAAAUUGUACACUCCCAACAAAGGAGGGACAGUUACAAUCUACAUACCAUGCACCAAAGGCAAGAAGUCUUGACUUUCUGGUUGAUGCCACUUUAAGUUACUCCGUCUUCCCUUUUCCUAUGGUGGGCUGCCAGUGCUCCAGCUGCGUCUCUUUCUUUAGCAAUUACAAAUUGACGAAUGGUCACAAUGGCCAUGACAAAGAAAUCAAACCAUUGCUGCACUUGCAGAGACAGAAAGUUCCCAUUAACAUAAAUGAUUACGUGAUUGUAAAUGGCAACAAGUCAGGCACUGCUCGCUAUGUUGGCCAUUUGGAUGGUUCAGGAAUGGCCAAUGCAGUCUUUGUAGGAGUUGAGCUCGAUGAGCCAAGUGGACAGCAUGAUGGCACAUUUGAAGAAAAGAGAUAUUUCCAGUGUUACGAGAACUUUGCCAUUUUUGUUCCAGUGCACGAGAUAUUUUAUGUAAUAAGUAAAAAGCCAAAGAAAUCCAUUUCACCUCCAACUCUAAGCUCAUCGCAACAUCAGCAUUCCCUCGGAUCCCUCUCCACUUUGACCAACAAUUCUGGGGUCAGAGGAGAGCACAACCAUCAAGCUAACUCCAGGAAGAAGAAGCAGCAUGUAUCUAAGAACCUCAGUGCAACUAAGAGAGUUCUGAGGAAGUCGGGAGCAUCUACCUCCUCGAGGACAUCCAGCACGAGUGUGAUCCCCUCUCAGGAAGAAUGGAGUGACAGUAAUGAGAGGACAGAGAAGGCAUCAGUCUCCUCCCUGCAGCCAAAAAUGAGUAACCGGGCUUCCACUAUCACCGCAAGUCUACCUCCUGACUUCACCCAGUACAGACCAGCUCACGCACCAAACAGAGCGAGCCCCAGGAAUGUUUCGAGCAGGUACUGACGAUGGAGAACUGACAGUGUCACCAAGAAGAGCAGUCAGACCGAAGAGAAGGAUGUUUUCCGAGAACAGAAGAUGCUUGGAGUCAUCAUUUUUCCCACAGCGUAUCGUUCACCUUACUUAGUGAGCAGCACCAAAACCAAGACUCGCAGACAUGGAACUUACUGGUUGAGGGCCUUGCAAGUAGCAUUAGUGAACCUGCACUGACUGCUGUAAUCCAGAACCGGGUAGCUCUGAUAGCCACACUGUCUCAGUUUACUGUAGCAUUUAACAAUGUUGUUACAAACCUCUACUAAAUAAAACCUGCACUGAAAUCAGA